AUGGCUUCCUCUAGUCAUCCAAAGAAUGACGUCAUUAGACGACCUUGUAAAGCAUCGGACAAUCCCCAUUUCUUUAAGGUUGUUAGUGCUAGGGCUCUCAAGGAACAAAAACUUGAAAUCCCAAGAAAGUUUGUGAGAGAAUAUGGUGUAAAAGCUUUUGCAACUAACCAAAUAUGUCUCAAGGUGGCAGCUGAUGGUAGAAAGUGGAAUGUACGUUUGACAAAAACUAACGAUGGAACAAGAGUGUGGUUUCAUGAUGAUGGUUGGCAAAUGUUUGUAGAGUUUUACUCUGUUGGAUUGGAGUAUUUUCUCGUCUUUAAAUACGAACGUCAAUCUUCGAGCUUUUACGUUGUUAUCUUUGAUCGUACGGCUACAGAAGUCGAAUAUCCAAUGAAGAUCAUAAUUUGUAUCGAUGAUGCUGAAGAAAAGGUAAAAAAGGAGACAAACAUAUCUCAAGAACUGAUGGACAACAAGAAGAAGCUACGGUCGACGACAACAAGCCAACGAGAAAAGGCAAUGGCAAAUGCUACCGCUUUCCAAUCUAUGACUAUAAAUCCUUCGUUCUUGUGCAAGAUGUCACCUUCACACAUUCAUCGAUCUCUUAAUGUACCAAAAAGGUUUGUAGAGAUGCAUAUAGAAAAGUCCAUGGAGAGCAUUCUUCAAGUUUCCGAUGGAAGAACUUGGGAAGGUAGUUGUUGUUUCUAUAUGAAUAAAAGGAUGAAGAAGAGGGCUGAAUUGGCAAGCAGUUGGAGGAAGUUUAAGAAGGACAAUAACUUGAAAGUUGGUGAUUUUUGUGUUUUUGAGAUGAUCGGAAAAAGUAGUACGAGAAUCUCUUUCAAAGUUGAAAUUUUUCGAGCUUCUUGAUCGUCCAAAUCUAUUCUCGAACAGUAUAAGCAAUGGCAUGGAGCCAGUAGGAGGUGUACCAGGACGUUUAACUAAGUUUGGCAGAUCUUAGCACCCAAACCAACCAAAUCAACUUGGAAAAGAAAAGGGUUUACUACUGUUAUGUUAUU
Molecule: messenger RNA, 1013 nt
Organism: Cucumis melo (muskmelon)
Lineage: Eukaryota; Viridiplantae; Streptophyta; Magnoliopsida; Cucurbitales; Cucurbitaceae
Product: B3 domain-containing protein At3g18960-like
Exons: 4
Coding region: 1-864 (287 amino acids)
Molecular function (GO): DNA binding
Source: RefSeq, a predicted model, not a curated record